AGGAGGCUUUCCCCUCAGUCUGAAACAUUCUCACUUGGGACAGCCGGCAACACAGACGUGAUCUCUCUUAAUCCGGGGAACUUGAACUCUAAGCUACAGCCAUGGCUCGUCUGGAACAGGUCAUUACAAACAUUGUUGACGUAUUUCUGGAGUAUGCUGAUGAUGAUGGCAAAAAACCCCAGUUAAACAUUGAAGAGUUGAAGAAGGUGUUGGAGCUAGAGAUACAAAGCCCAGAAUUAAAGGAUAAAAUCAAUGCAGAUGACAUCGGGGAGGCAAUGGAGAUGUUGGAUAAAAACCACGAUGGAGAGGUCAACUUCCGAGAGUUUUGUCGGUGUGUGUGUGUCCUGGCCAGAUGCUACUACCAGAAGAAGACAGGGAAGGGUGGCAAGAAAGUCAAGGGCAAAGAACCAGAAGCUGAACAAGAAGACUGAAUAUUACCUGCAAAACCUACAAAUGUUUGUAUAAUAUGCAUAAUAUAUUUACAAAUGGCAUCUAGGCCGCAGUAUGUUUAUGUUAUGUGUGACACAACUGACGCUGAAAACAGAUGCUGCUGCUAUUAAGCUAUUUGCACAUCCAUUAUUUGCACAUCCAUUAUAAUAUUUAGGUCACAAUAUGCAUAUAUUUUAUGUAACACAACUUAACCUGAAAUCAGGUGUGGCUGGUAUUAGCUUUGUGCACUUACAUUAUAAACUCAAGCUUGUGUAUUAAAGUUGCAUGCAAAAUGUGAGAUUCACUGCCUUCAUACCUAAGUCAUCUGUUUUCAAAGGAAGUUUCAUUCCAGAAAAUAAACUUCCAUAAGUUAA
This is a messenger RNA of Notothenia coriiceps (black rockcod), 803 nucleotides long. It is a transcript of the gene s100w, whose product is annotated as S100 calcium binding protein W. Gene Ontology annotation, molecular function: calcium-dependent protein binding; transition metal ion binding; calcium ion binding. Lineage: Eukaryota; Metazoa; Chordata; Actinopteri; Perciformes; Nototheniidae. Bases 102 to 431 code for a protein of 109 amino acids. The record is from RefSeq and is a predicted model, not a curated record. Gene Ontology annotation, cellular component: perinuclear region of cytoplasm. The transcript has 3 exons.